Molecule: messenger RNA, 1275 nt
Organism: Wickerhamiella sorbophila
Lineage: Eukaryota; Fungi; Ascomycota; Dipodascomycetes; Dipodascales; Trichomonascaceae
Product: Protein SPT10
Exons: 1
Coding region: 1-1275 (424 amino acids)
Molecular function (GO): acyltransferase activity, transferring groups other than amino-acyl groups
Source: RefSeq, a predicted model, not a curated record
AUGGCAGUGGAUGCAGAAAACACACUCGAGCCAUCGCCCUUCCAGCAAGUGAGCCACCCGGUCAAUCAAGCUUUAGAUCGCUAUACGGUGCUACUACGCGAUGGUGAGACGACCGCCACUAUUUAUCCUAUAACGUCGGCAGCGGAGCUACCGAUUGAUCUGCUGGUAUUUUUAUGUGACGAGUUCAAUAUGGAAAUUGAACGAGGAGACACGAUGCCAUUUUAUUCUCCUAUGGGAAUUGAAGCGUUCCAGAACUAUUGGUUUAGCGGCGUCGUUGGCGUGAUGCUUUUAGGAAGAACUCCCAUCAUCCAUAAUCGAAACCAUUGGGAAAAAGAGUGCUUGGGCACAUUCUUUUUGACGCCUUCAUACCCUGAUCGCUGUAAAAGUAUCUGUACUGGUAACUUCCUUGUUAAUGCGGGUAUUCGAGGUAAAGGCAUUGGCCGCACCAUGGUUGAAUGUUACUUGGAUUGGGCACAGAGACUAGGCUACACAUUCUCAUUAUUCAACCUCGUUUACGAUACAAAUAUUGCUGCCCGGAGAGUGUUUGAAGUGUUGAAAUAUAAACGUGUUGGCCGCAUUCCCUCGGGCGCUAUGUUGAAAAAUAUGACGCAUGCCGUUGAUAUUUUGAUGUUGGGGCGCGAAUUACAAGGAGCAAAACCUGACGAGGUGGGGGAAAUGCGGUUUGAUCGCAUCAAAUACUAUCUUGAAACAGGAAAGUACCCACCAGACGCCGACAGGCAAGAGAAAUCCAGACUGCGCUCUUCGUCGGCACACUACCGACUAAGAGACGGUCGCUUAAUGCUCAAAGACCGAGAGGUGAUUUCCGAUCCCUCCGAGCAACUCAAAAUUGUUAAAAGGGUCCACAAUCUAAACCACAGUGGUAUCAACAAGACUACGUCAAUGGUCGCCGAACGAUAUCAUUGGGCCCGCAUAAAAGACACUGCUGCGCUUGCUAUUCGUGAUUGUGCACGAUGCCGUGAUACGAAUCCUACGCGUAAUAAGCGACAGAAGCCGGGCGAUGACAACCCAGAGAACGUGGAGCCUGCGCCACCCUCUCUAGCUCUUGAUGCAGAUCUCCACGAUGAGAUUCUCAAAUUCAACGCAGACGAAGGGAUGGGCCUGCAAAGAUUUUCGUAUCGGCCCUCGUUCUCCGCCCAAACAGGAAUUCCUGUGGACCCGGAAGUUCAAUCCGCUUUUGAUGAGCAUGUUCACGAGGGCGAAGAGAUCGCCAUAGCCCGAGCGCUCAUUCAAGCUAACGGGGACCGUAUGUUCUGA